CGGUCAGACUUGGACUCUUUCAGGGCAGAGAGAAAGAGAAUCCGGAAGACCCCCAAACCCCGUAACCCUACCCCGUAUAAAACCCCAACGCCGCGAUAGGGUCUCCUCCCUCCCUCCGUCGCCGCCGAAAUCUCUCGUCUUCCACCCUACUCGCGCUCCCCAAGCUACCUACCAAGUGCUGCUGUUCUACUUCUUGCCAUGGAGGAAGUCACUGAGGCGGUGAACAACCUCAGCAUAGCCGAAGGAGCGGCCGGAGCAGCGGCGGCGGCACCCGGAGCGGAGGGGCACAAGAAGAACCGCAUCCAGGUCUCCAACACCAAGAAGCCCCUCUUCUUCUAUGUCAACCUCGCCAAGAGGUACAUGCAGCUGCACGAAGAGGUGGAGCUCUCGGCCCUCGGCAUGGCUAUUGCAACUGUGGUGACCGUUGCUGAAAUUCUGAAAAAUAACGGCCUUGCUGUCGAGAAGAAGAUCAUGACAUCAACUGUUGAUGUCAAAGAUGAUGCUAGGAACCGCCCAAUUCAGAAAGCCAAGAUUGAAAUAUUGAUUGGCAAGACGGAGAAAUUCGACGAACUGAUGGCAGCAGCUGCAGAAGAGAGGGAGGCGGCGGGCGCUGAGGAAGAGCAAAGCUAAAUACCUUGAAGGUUCCUGUUGUAGCUUAAUUUUACUGUUAUUUCUCUCCUGUGUUUGAAUUUGUUAUCUGGACGAGAGACUAGUGCGUGUAUAAUCAAUUAAGGGUGCUGCUUAUUAGUGUGCCCUUUCUUGAUUUGUUAGGAUUGUAUGGCAACUUGUGAUCAUGAGAUGUAUUAUUGUGAUACUCUUAAUUUGUCUCCAUAUCUAUUUGGAAGAUCCCCUUGUGUUU
Messenger RNA from Brachypodium distachyon (stiff brome), 859 nucleotides. RefSeq lists its product as uncharacterized. The record is from RefSeq and is a predicted model, not a curated record. The transcript is spliced from 5 exons. Gene Ontology annotation, cellular component: nucleus. Bases 199 to 630 code for a protein of 143 amino acids. NCBI's taxonomy places the organism in Eukaryota, Viridiplantae, Streptophyta, Magnoliopsida, Poales, Poaceae. Gene Ontology annotation, molecular function: RNA binding.